Messenger RNA from Stylophora pistillata, 13703 nucleotides. Its product is annotated as dynein axonemal heavy chain 5. The record is from RefSeq and is a predicted model, not a curated record. Gene Ontology annotation, cellular component: axonemal dynein complex. Lineage: Eukaryota; Metazoa; Cnidaria; Anthozoa; Scleractinia; Pocilloporidae. Gene Ontology annotation, biological process: microtubule-based movement. Gene Ontology annotation, molecular function: dynein intermediate chain binding; dynein light intermediate chain binding; ATP hydrolysis activity.
UUGGCAGAGAGUGAGCAAAUGAGGAAAGAGGCUGAUGACGUCGGCCCCAAAGCAGAACUUGAUCACUGGAAGAAAAGAAUGGCAAAGUUUAACUCGCUGCUGGAUCAGAUCAAGGGAACAGAAUGUAAAGCAGUUGUUGGAGUUCUCCACGCAGCCAAAUCUAAACUCCUAAAGACUUGGCGAGAUAUUGACAGCAGAAUAACAGAUUACGCCAAUGAAGCCAAAGACAAUGUGAAAUUCCUCUACACACUGGAGAAAUUCUGUGACCCACUUUACAACAGUGAUCCGGUUGGUAUGAUGGACGGGAUUCCUGGACUAAUAAACGCCAUUCGCAUGAUUAACAGCUAUUCAAGAUAUUACAACACGUCUGAAAGGAUGACGGCUUUAUUUGUUAAAGUCACCAAUCAAAUGAUCACCGCGUGCAAAAACUACAUAACGGAGCAUGGGUACAAGACAGUGUGGGAAUAUCAACAGGAGGAACUUAUCGAAAAACUGAAAAACUGUAUUCGAUUAAACGAAGAAUAUCAAAGAUGUUUCCAGAAGACAAAACAGCGACUCGAGCAAAAUUCGGAGGAAAGACAAUUCGAGUUCAGCGAAAUGUACAUUUUUGGCAAAAGUAACACGUUCUCACGGCGACUGCACAAGAUCAUUGAUAUGUUGGACACGAUGAAAGCGUUCUCAUGUCUCGGAGAAUCGAGGAUAGAAGGCAUGGAACAACUUUGGAACAAAUUUGUUUUAAUUGUCACCACCAUGAAGAAGAAACCAUACGACUUGCUGGAUUAUCGGAAGAUGGACUUUGAUGCCGAUUUUGAGGAGUUCAAAAGACAAAUUAACGAUCUGCAGGUUCAACUGCAGAUUUUCAUGGACAACUCCUUUGAUCGGAUUCCUUCGACCCAACGUGCCUUGAGACUGAUAAGGAAAUUUGAGAGACUUUCCCUGGACAGCUUAAAAGACACGAUUCAGGAGAAAUACGAGCGAAUCCUGAUGUAUUAUGGCCGCGACAUUGACACCAUACAGAAGAUUUACCAGAGACACCGCAACGAUCCACCGGUGGCCUGGGAUCUACCGCCAAUAGCAGGCAAGAUAGCCUGGGCUCGACAAAUGUACAGAAGGAUUCAAGAACCGAUGGAAAUGUUUCAAAAGUAUCCCACAAUUCUGCAGACGCCUGAGGCUAAGAAGACCAUUAAGAGCUAUAACAAACUUGCUAAAGUGUUGUUAGAAUUUGAGGUGUUAUACCAUCAGGCAUGGAUGAAGCAGGUCGAAGUGGCAAAGUCUGGUCUCCAAGCCUCCCUCCUCGUACGCCACCCUGAAACAAAAGAACUCUUCGUGAACUUUGAUCCUCAAAUUCUAACCCUCAUCCGGGAAUCCGAGUGUAUGAUGCGCUUGGGCUUGGACAUUCCAUUUGGUGCCCAGACCCUGCUCCAAAAGAGACAAACGAUUAAAAAGAACUACAACAGAUUACAGCUGCUGUUAUCAGAGAGUGUUCGGGUUCUUGGAAGGAUACCUCCAGCAUUCAAACCCCUUAUGUCGCCUCAUCUGGCCAAAGUAGAUGCAGCAAUCGAGCCCGGGUUAACCAUGCUCAACUGGACAUCUCUCAGUCUGGAUGUUUAUAUGGACAGUGUUUAUGAUGCUCUAAAGGGACUAGAGCUGCUGAUCGAUCGAGCCAAUGAUUUGGUUAAGUUCAGAAUAGAAGCUGUUUUGCAAGAGAUGAGUAACACGCUACUUUGUGAGUUACCGAGCGAUGCUCCUUGGACUGUAGAAAGGUUUCUAAAAAAUACCGAGGAUCUUUGCAAGCGAGGUUCUGAAUUACUGGAAUCAAAAAGCGCGCGAGUAGAAGAAGCUGCGAAUGAAUUGAUCUCAAUGCUGCUAGAACUUGAAGAGGAAGACCAAGAUGAUGAACUUGACAGCGACGAGGACCUAGGGAAUGAAGACUUAACAAAAGACAAGGACGAUGGGGAACAAGACAAAAUUGUGCCCAGAGGGGAGAGUGCACGCAGUCGCCCCCGGACGGGUGGUAGUCGACCAGACAGUCGAUCUGCCAGUAGUCGAUUGGGAAGUGCGGUUAUUAGCCCAGCAGCUGCAGCAGCGAAGCGCAAGCGCGAGAUACGGGAUCAGCUAAAUAUGGAAGCUCAAGAAUUGUUGAUGCAUUUUAUUCAUAAGAACAUUGACGCCAUUGUGCGCGUUACAAGAACAACUUUAGAUGGUAUGCGCAAACGUGUGCAAGCUGCUCUAUCACAUCAUUAUCUUGAGAAUAGCAGCUCGGUAGGACAAGGGAAGGAUUCUGGACCUGAUCUGUCGCCGCUCUUCUCGGCGAAUGUGACUUUGCAGAUUCCGAACAUAACCAUGCAGCCAGCUUUGGACGAGAUCCAACAAGGGCUAAACAAAGCCGCCCAGUAUGUUGUAUCUGUGUCAAAAGGUGUCUCGCAGUGGUGCAAGACUUGCAAAGCACUUAUUAAAGUGGAAAAGAAAGACAAAGACGAUUCUGAUAACGAGGCUCGAAGUCGCUCGGCGAGCAAUGUGGGCAGUGACGACGAGAGCCGAUCCGACGUCGCGCACUCCCGACGGGUUACGAGAAUGCCUACCGAUAGUGAUGCUGGUACCGUUGUUAGCAUGGCAAUAUUCCCUCAGAAAGCCAAUUACUUCAAAAAUGUCGCUGAAAACAAAGAAAUUGCUAAACUUGUGUCGUUCCUGUCCACAGCGAUUAAUUCUCAGAAAAAGGAUGUAACUACAGCCUUGGAUUUUUUCAGCAAGUAUGAGUCAAUUUGGAAGGAAGAACGAGAAGAGGACAUUGCUAAGUUUUUGGAGACUGACCCCAAGUUGUCGGAGUUUGAAGCUCAGAUUUUGAGGUACAAAGCCCUGGAAGACACCAUCAUGCGAGAACCUGAGUCUUAUAAGGCUGGAGCCGUAUCGCUGUUCACAGAACACCUCAAAACAGCAAUUUGCGCGGAAACGAGGGCUUGGUGCGUGGCCUUUGGCCGAAACUGUAACGUCAGGUAUCGGACCGAAAUGGAGGAAAUAUUAACCUUCAUUGAGGAUAUUACGAAGCGUCUCAGUCGACCAAUCAAAGACCUUGACGACAUACGGCAUGCCAUGGCCGCACUAAAGGAGAUCCGAGAUAGGGAGAUUAUGAUUGACAUGUCCAUUGGGCCCAUCGAGGAAUCGUACGCAAUGUUGAAUCGUUACGAGUUAUUGGUCGCCAAAGAAGAGUCAGAGAGAGUCGACACGCUUCGCUAUUCAUGGCAGAAGCUUCAGUCUCUAGCGACGGAGUCUCAAGGACACCUCAUUCAAAUCCAGCCUAACUUCAAGGGAGACCUUAUCGACAAAGUGCAGAUUUUCAUCGAGGAUGUCACUUCAUUUUCAUCAGAUUACCAAACGACUGGCCCAAUGGUUCCAAAUGUCCCUCCUCGUGAGGCUAGUGACAGACUGAUCAUCUUUCAGAAUCGAUUUGACGCGCUAUGGCGUAAAUACAUCACAUACUCCGGAGGAGAAGAGCUGUUUGGGCUCGCUGUGACAGAGUACCCAGACCUGAUGCAGAUCCGCCGAGAACUGAAUCUUUUGCAAAAGCUCUACGGCUUGUAUAAUGACGUCAUUGACACUGUGAAUGGAUAUUAUGAUAUCCUGUGGGUUGACGUCAAUAUAGAAAAAAUUAACGUGGAACUUCAAGACUUUCAGACACGAUGCCGUAAGCUCCCUCGGGCUUUGAAAGACUGGCAGGCCUUCCAGGAUUUGAAGCAAACCAUCGAUGACUUCAAUGAAAGCUGUCCAUUACUGGAACUGAUGGCGAACAAAGCCAUGAAACAGAGGCACUGGGACAGAAUAGCUGGACUAACAGGACAUACAUUUGACAUGGAGUCAGAAACAUUCUCACUGAGAAACAUCAUGGAGGCACCUCUGCUGAAACACAAAGAGGAUAUUGAGGAUGUUUGCAUCGCUGCCGUCAAAGAGAAAGAUAUAGAAGCUAAGCUUAAGUCAGUUGUUGCCGAUUGGAGUACAAGGGAGCUGACUUUCGCAAAUUUCAAGAAUCGUGGCGAACUGUUAUUGCGAGGUGACAACACAUCGGAGAUUGUUGCGCUGAUGGAGGACAGUCUCAUGGUGUUGGGCUCUUUGAUGAGUAACAGGUACAACGCUCCCUUCAAGAAGAAUAUCCAGAGCUGGGUACAGAAACUUUCUAACACAACGGACAUCAUAGAAAACUGGCUAACGGUCCAAAACUUGUGGAUUUAUCUCGAGGCUGUUUUUGUUGGUGGAGAUAUUGCAAAACAGCUACCGAAGGAAGCCAAGAGGUUUCAGAACAUCGACAAACAGUGGGUGAAGAUCAUGACUCGUGCACAUGAGAAUGCCAAUGUAGUGCAGUGCUGUGUAGGGGACGAGACCCUGGGGCAACUGUUACCACAUCUCCUGGAACAACUGGAACUUUGUCAGAAGUCACUCAGUGGGUAUUUGGAGAAGAAGCGUCUCGUCUUUCCAAGGUUUUUCUUCGUUUCCGAUCCUGUCCUGUUGGAAAUCCUUGGUCAAGCAAGUGAUUCUCAUACUAUUCAGGCUCACUUGUUAAACGUGUUCGAUAACACGAAGAAUGUUAAGUUCCAUGAGAAGGAUUAUGAUCGUAUUCUGGCCGUUAUCUCCUCCGAGGGAGAAACAAUAGAGCUUGAGAAACCUGUUAUGGCUCAAGGAAAUGUUGAAGUUUGGUUGGGCACAUUGUUAGAAAUGUCUCGCAAGUCGGUUCAUCACGUGAUCCGGACAGCGCACACUGCUGUACAAGAUCAGGGUUUUAAUCUUCUGGAGUUUCUCAAUACAUUCCCAGCUCAGGUGGGCUUGCUAGGGAUUCAAAUGAUUUGGACCCGAGACUCAACUGAUGCUCUAACAAACGCUAAGUACGACAAGAAGGUGAUGCAACAAACCAACACAGCGUUCUUGGAAUUGUUGAACGUGCUCAUCGAGCAGACCACAAAGGAACUCACCAAAGUAGUGAGAACAAAGUUCGAGACACUGAUUACCAUUCAUGUCCAUCAAAGAGACAUCUUCGACGAUUUGUGUCGUAUGCAUAUCAAGUCUCCAACAGACUUUGAAUGGCUGAAACAAAUUCGAUUUUACUUCAAAGAUGAUACCGAUAAAUGUUUCGUCUCCAUCACUGAUGUUGACUUCUUGUACCAGAACGAAUUCAUUGGCUGUACAGAAAGACUUGUUAUUACACCGCUGACUGAUCGCUGUUACAUUACCCUUGCUCAAGCUCUUGCUAUGUCGAUGGGUGGCGCACCGGCUGGACCGGCUGGUACUGGAAAAACAGAAACCACCAAAGACAUGGGUAAAGCUCUCGGAAAGUAUGUAGUUGUAUUCAAUUGCUCGGAUCAGAUGGACUACAGAGGUCUGGGGAGAAUUUUCAAAGGACUGGCCCAAUCAGGCAGCUGGGGUUGUUUCGACGAGUUCAACCGUAUUGACCUCCCUGUUUUAUCAGUGGCUGCACAACAGAUCUACAUCGUGCUGAUGUGUAAGAAAGAGAGAAAGAAGCAGUUCAUAUUCUCUGACGGUGAUGUGGUCGAUAUGAACCCAGAAUUCGGAAUCUUCUUGACCAUGAACCCUGGCUACGCUGGGAGGCAGGAACUCCCUGAGAACCUGAAAAUCCAGUUCCGUACAGUAGCCAUGAUGGUGCCGGACCGACAGAUCAUCAUUCGUGUGAAACUCGCUAGCUGUGGUUUCAUCGACAAUGUAACACUAGCCAGGAAAUUUUUCACUUUGUACAAACUGUGCGAAGAACAACUUUCUAAACAGGUUCACUAUGACUUUGGCUUGAGGAACAUUUUGUCUGUUUUGAGAACCCUUGGCGCAGCAAAGCGGUUGAGUGUUGGAGACAGCGAAAACACGAUUGUGAUGAGGGUGCUGAGGGAUAUGAACCUAUCUAAACUGAUUGACGAGGACGAGCCACUUUUUCUGAGUCUCAUAAACGAUCUAUUCCCUGGCAUCGUGUUAGACAAGGCUGGGUACCCAGAGUUAGAACAAGCCAUUGCUAAUCAAGUGGAAGAAGCUGGACUCAUCAACCAUCCAUCUUGGAGACUUAAACUAAUCCAGUUAUUCGAGACACAGCGGGUGCGUCACGGUAUGAUGGUCCUGGGACCGAGUGGAGCGGGGAAAACUGCUUGCAUUCACCUGUUGAUGAAAGCGAUGACUGACACUGGCACGCCCCACAGAGAAAUGAGAAUGAACCCCAAAGCCAUUACAGCUCCUCAGAUGUUUGGGCGGCUGGAUGUUGCCACAAAUGACUGGACGGAUGGAAUAUUCUCCACCUUGUGGAGAAAGACUCUUCGAGCUAAGAAAGGCGAACGAAUUUGGAUUGUGUUAGACGGACCAGUGGACGCCAUCUGGAUUGAGAACCUAAACAGCGUACUGGACGAUAACAAGACUCUGACCCUUGCAAAUGGCGAUCGCAUUCCCAUGUCACCUCAGUGCAAGAUUAUUUUUGAGCCUCACAAUAUUGACAACGCAUCACCAGCUACUGUGUCACGCAACGGUAUGGUGUACAUGAGCUCAUCUGGACUGGACUGGAGACCUGUGCUUCAGGCAUGGCUUAAUAAACGACCAGAACCAGAAGCGGAAGUCCUAAAGGCGUUGUUUCACAAAUCAUUUGACGAGAUCCUCCGCUAUGUGCAAGAAAAUUGCGCCUUCAAGAUGGAUAUUUUGGAACACAAUUACAUUGUACAGGCCAUUACACUACUCGAGGGGCUUAUUCCCAGGAAAGAGGAUGGUUCGAAUGUGUCUGCUUCUCAUCUGGAGCGGUUGUACAUCUUCUGUGUCAUGUGGAGUGUGGGAGCCCUGUUGGAGCUGGAUGAUCGGGCGAAGAUGGAAGAAUUCGCCAGAACAAACUUUGAACUUGACUUACCUCUUAUUGCCGAAGGAUCACAGGACACAAUGUUUGAGUUUCUUGUGAACGAAGGAGGUGAGUGGGAACACUGGAACACACGAGUGGAGGAGUACAUUUACCCAAAGGAUCAUAACCCUGACUUCUUGUCUAUUCUUGUUCCAAACGUGGAUAAUGUGCGAACAGACUACCUCAUUCAGGUGGUGUCCAACCAGGGAAAGGCGGCCUUGUUAAUUGGAGAACAAGGUACAGCUAAGACUGUCAUGAUUAAAGGCAACAUGGGAAAACAUGAUCCUGAGAGGCAUUUAAGCAAAAGCUUUAACUUCUCCUCGGCCUCUACUCCUUUGAUGUUCCAAAGAACAAUCGAGAGCUACGUUGACAAGAGAAUGGGAAAUACAUACGGACCCCCAGCUGGCAAGAAGAUGACUGUGUUCAUUGACGAUGUUAAUAUGCCGAUUAUCAACGAAUGGGGUGAUCAGGUAACAAAUGAAAUAGUUCGUCAAGUGAUGGAGAACAAAGGUUUCUAUAACCUGGAGAAGCCCGGUGACUUCACGAACUUGGCGGACAUUCAGUUCCUGGCUGCCAUGAUUCACCCAGGAGGAGGGCGAAAUGACAUCCCACAGAGACUCAAAAGGCAGUUCAGCGUGUUCAAUUGUACUCUACCGAGUAACAGCUCCAUCGACAAGAUAUUUGGUGUGAUCGGAGCCGGUCAUUUUUGUUCAGAGCGUGGUUUUCCCAGUAUCGUGCAAGAGUUAGCGAGGAACCUUGUGCCUUGUACCCGCAGGCUAUGGCAACUUACCAAGAUUAAAAUGCUUCCUACGCCAGCCAAGUUUCACUACAUCUUUAACUUGCGAGACUUGUCCAGAAUUUGGCAGGGUAUCCUUUACUGCGUCUCCGAAGUAAUAUCGACGCAGGAGGCCUUAAUGGCCUUAUGGAAGCACGAAUGCAUCCGAGUAGUUUCCGACCGUUUCACAAAUCCGUCCGACAAAGACUGGUUCGAGAAGACGAUGAAACGAGUCAUUGGCGAAGAAUUGGGAGAAGACCUGCAGGCCAUGAUUGAAAAUAUGCCGUAUCUUGUGGACUUUUUAAGGGAUGCACCAGAAGCUACAGGAGACGAACCUGAGGACGCCGAUUUCGAAACUCCAAAGGUCUAUGAACUGAUCCCAUCGUUUGAAGGUCUUGAAGAAAGACUCAAGUUUUACCUGGAGCAGUACAAUGAGGGCAUCAGAGGGGCAGGCAUGGAUUUGGUGUUCUUCAGAGACGCCAUGAUUCAUCUCAUGAGGGUGUCCCGCAUUAUUCGCACUCCGCGGGGAAACGCCCUUCUUGUGGGUGUUGGAGGUUCAGGAAAACAAAGCUUGACGCGUCUGGCAUCAUUCAUCGCCGGUUACAAGACAUUCCAGAUUACUUUAACAAGGUCUUACAGUUCCACGAAUCUAAUGGAGGACUUAAAAUAUCUGUACAGAGUGGCAGGAAUGCAGGGCCAAGGAAUAACAUUUAUCUUCACUGACCAGGAAAUCAAGGAAGAGGGCUUCCUCGAGUACCUCAAUAACUUAUUGUCCUCGGGAGAGAUCUCAAAUCUGUUCGCUCGGGAUGAAAUUGACGAAAUCUGCAGCGAACUGAUUCCCGUGAUGAAGAAAGAGUUUCCAAGACGACCACCCACUGGAGAAAAUCUUUACGACUACUUUUUGACGCGUGCAAAGCAUAAUUUACAUGUGGUGUUGUGCUUCUCACCAGUUGGGGAAAAAUUCCGAAACAGGUCCCUGAAAUUUCCAGGUCUUAUCAGUGGCUGCACAAUGGACUGGUUCAGCCGCUGGCCGAAAGAUGCGUUGAUUGCGGUGGCAGACCACUUUCUAUCCAACUUUGAAAUUGUGUGCGAAAAGGAGGUCAAAAUGCAGGUGGUGCAGGCCAUGGGAAUAUUCCACGACGGUGUCGCCAUAAGCUGCACAGAGUACUUCCAAAGAUAUCGUCGAGCGACACACGUCACCCCAAAAUCGUAUCUGUCUUUCAUAAACGGGUACAAGUCGAUCUACAGCGAGAAACGGGAAGAGAUUGGCGAAUUGGCACGAAGGAUGAAUACAGGUUUAGAUAAACUCAUGGAAGCUAGUGAAUCAGUGGCUCAGCUGUCCAAAGAGUUGGCUGUGAAGGAAAAAGAACUCGCUGUGGCGUCCGAGAAGGCUGACUUGGUGUUGAAAGAGGUUACAGUCAAAGCACAAGCAGCGGAGAAAGUCAAAGCUCAAGUCCAGAAAGUCAAAGACAAAGCACAAGCUAUCGUUGACGAUAUCGCGGCUGACAAAGCAGUCGCUGAAGAAAAACUAGAAGCUGCCAAACCAGCGUUGGAAGAGGCAGAGGCUGCCUUACAGACCAUCAAGGCCAGCCAUAUCGCCACGGUCCGCAAGCUUCCUAAACCGCCCCAUUUGAUCAUGCGCAUUAUGGACUCCGUUUUGAUCUUGUUUCGAAAGAGAAUUGAUCCUGUGGUGUUUGACUCCGAGAGAAACUGUGUGAAGCCAUCAUGGUCCGAGUCACUGAAGACAAUGAGUCAGUCAAACUUCCUGCAAUCGCUACAAGCGUUUCCGAAGGACACAAUCAACGAUGAAAUGGUCGAACUCCUAGCUCCUUAUUUGGAAAUGGAAGAUUAUAAUAUGGAAACCGCUAAACGGGUUUGCGGGGAUGUAGCUGGUCUUUGCUCUUGGACGAAUGCCAUGUCAACUUUCUUUGGAAUCAAUAAAGAAGUGCUACCACUUAAGGCAAACUUAACAAUCCAAGAGGCCAAAUUGAGCGUGGCCCAAAACGACCUAAAUGUGGCACAGGCGCAGCUGGACGAGAAACAGGCUGAGCUGGAUGAAGUGCAGGCUUUGUAUGACAAGGCAGUACAAGAAAAACAGGAUCUUUUGGAUGACGCAGAGACUUGCCGACGGAAGAUGUUGGCCGCUUCCACUCUCAUUGGGGGAUUAGGAGGAGAGAAGGAAAGAUGGACUGAACAGAGCAAAGAAUUUGCUGCUCAGAUUGGAAGACUGGUUGGCGAUGUGUUGCUUUGUACCGGAUUUCUUUCCUACUCUGGUCCCUUUAACCAAGAGUUCCGUGACAUGUUGAUGAGGAAUUGGCAGAAGGACAUGAAGUCACGCAAGAUCCCCUUCACCGCCAAUCUGAAUGUCACGGCCAUGCUGGUUGAUGCAGCCACGGUAGGAGAAUGGAACCUUCAAGGUUUACCAAACGACGAACUCUCGGUGCAAAAUGGUAUUAUCGUUACCAAGGCAACGCGUUUCCCUCUGCUGAUAGAUCCGCAAGGUCAAGGAAAAACUUGGAUUAAAAACAGGGAAAAAGAUAGUCAGUUACAGUUGACCUCACUGAAUCACAAGUAUUUCCGAAAUCAUCUCGAGGACAGCUUGUCGCUUGGAAGACCAAUGCUCAUCGAGGACGUGGGCGAAGAAUUGGACCCAGCUUUGGACAACGUGUUGGAGAAGAAUUUUAUCAAGAGUGGAAGCACACUAAAAGUGAAAGUUGGGGACAAAGAGAUUGAUGUCAUGAAGGGGUUUAUGUUAUACAUCACGACGAAACUCUCUAAUCCUGCGUACACACCUGAGAUAAGUGCUCGGACAUCCAUCAUUGACUUCACUGUAACUAUGAAGGGCUUGGAAGAUCAGCUGCUUGGUCGCGUCAUCCUGACUGAGAAAGCGGAACUGGAAGCUGAGCGAACGAAACUCAUGGAGGACGUGGCUUCUAACAAAAGGAAGAUGAAAGAAUUGGAAGAUAAUUUGCUCUACAGACUUACAAGUACUCAGGGUUCCCUUGUGGAUGACGAAUCACUGAUUGAGGUCCUCAGCACUACAAAGGCCACAGCAGAAGAAGUCAGUCAAAAGCUUGUUGUUGCCGCUGACACAGAGAGCAAGAUCAACGGCGCAAGAGAAGAGUUUAGGCUUGUGGCCACCCGUGGCAGUAUCCUAUACUUCUUGAUUGUCGAAAUGAGUAUGGUGAAUUGUAUGUACCAGACCUCACUCAAGCAAUUUUUGGGAUUGUUCGACAACGCCAUGGCGAGGUCUCAACCAUCCCCCAUUACCGCCAAGAGGAUACACAACAUCAUAGAUUACUUGACGUACGAAGUGUGGAGGUACUCGUGCCGUGGUCUGUUUGAGAAUCACAAGUUUCUGUUUACGCUUCUCCUUGCCCUCAAGAUUGAUCUACAGAAUAAGAAGGUAAAACACAGCGAGUUCAUGACACUUAUCAAAGGUGGAGCUUCUUUAGACCUGAAAGCUGUCCAGCCAAAGCCUUGUAGAUGGAUUACAGAUAUGACCUGGUUGAACUUGGUGGAACUUAGUAAACUGCCGCAAUUCUCAGACAUACUGAAUCAGAUCGCUCGUAACGAAAAACAGUGGAAAAACUGGUUUGACAAGGAUGCACCUGAAGAAGCGGACAUUCCUGAUGGAUAUGCAAACUCGUUGGACACGUUUAGAAAACUCCUGCUUAUCAGAUCUUGGUGUCCCGACCGAACCAUGGCGCAGGCGCGGAAGUUCAUCGCUGAGUCUAUGGGACCCAACUACGCUGAGAACGUUAUCCUCGAUUUGGAGAAGACUUGGGAAGAGAGUGAUAACAAAACACCGCUGAUUAACUUUCUGUCCAUGGGCUCAGAUCCGACAAGCCAGAUUGAAAACCUUGCCAAGAGACACAAGUUCGAUUGCCGAGCCAUUUCCAUGGGACAAGGACAAGAAAUUCACGCUAGGAAACUAGUCGGACAGUUCAUGCAAACGGGCGGAUGGGCUCUUCUUCAGAACUGUCACCUUGGUUUGGAGUUCCUGGAUGAGCUCAUGGAUACCGUUGUAGACACUGAGCAGGUUCACGACGGGUUCAGAUUGUGGAUGACCACAGAGGAACAUGUUCACUUUCCCAUUGGCCUCCUGCAGAUGUCAAUAAAAUUCACCAAUGAGCCUCCCCAGGGACUUCGAGCUGGACUCAAACGAACCUAUAAUGGAAUCAGUCAAGACCAACUGGAUGUCAGUAACCUUCUUCAGUGGAAACCGAUGUUGUAUGGUGUGGCUUUUCUCCAUUCAACCGUUCAGGAGCGCCGAAAGUACGGGCCUUUAGGAUGGAAUAUACCAUACGAAUUUAACCAAGCAGACUUUACGGCCAGUGUGCAGUUUGUUCAAAAUCAUCUGGACGACAUGGACAUCAAAAAGGGCGUGUCUUGGAACACAGUGCGGUACAUGUUGGGAGAGGUGCAGUAUGGAGGAAGAGUUACAGAUGACUUCGACAAACGACUGCUGAACACCUUUGCCAAGGUUUGGUUUAGUGAAUCGAUGUUUCAGCAAAGCUUCAACUUCUACAAAGGUUACACCAUUCCAAAGUGUACUUCAGUACCGCAGUAUAUGGACUACAUUGACACUCUUCCCCUUGUGGACUCCCCUGAGGUGUUUGGUCUUCAUCCAAACGCAGACAUCACUUACCAGAGUAACCUGGCCAAAUCUUGCCUGGACACUAUUCUCAGCAUUCAACCGAAAGAUAGCUCUGGUGGCGGAGGAGAAACCCGCGAGGCUGUUGUCCAGCGGUUGGCUGAUGACAUGCUUGAUAAGCUACCUGAAAACUACAUUGCGCAUGAGGUCAAAUCUAGACUACAGAAAAUGGGCGCUCUUUCUCCGAUGAAUAUUUUCUUGAGGCAAGAAAUUGACCGAAUGCAAAGGGUUAUAACCGCUGUACGGCAGACACUGACGGACCUUAAACUUGCCAUCGAUGGAACUAUUAUUAUGAGCGAGACUCUCAGAGAUUCGCUUGAUUGUAUGUACGAUGCCCGAAUUCCUACUCACUGGAAAAAGAUAUCAUGGGAAUCCUCCACGCUCGGAUUUUGGUACACAGAACUGUUGGAAAGAAAUAACCAGUUUAGAAGCUGGUGUUUUGAAGGAAGACCCAAUGUGUUUUGGAUGACAGGAUUCUUUAACCCACAAGGAUUCCUAACCGCCAUGAGACAGGAAGUGACGCGCGCGCACAAGGGAUGGGCCUUGGACUGUGUGGUUCUCCACAAUGACGUCACACGGUUUUUUAAGGAUGACAUCGCUCAGCCGCCAGCAGAAGGGGUAUAUGUGCACGGGCUUUACCUUGAUGGUGCUGGGUGGGACCGGAGAGGCUGUAAACUGGUGGAACCCACGCAGAAGGUCCUUUUUACGUCUAUGCCAGUCAUUCACAUCUAUGCAAUCAAUAUAACAGCUGGACGUGAUGCCCGGAUGUACCAGUGUCCGAUAUACAAGAAGCCCAAGAGAACAGAUUUGACGUACAUUGCAAGCGUGGACUUAAAAACCAAUCAGAAUCCAGAUCACUGGAUUUUACGCGGUGUGGCUUUAUUGUGCGACAUCAAGUAAAAGUUGGUUUAUCCGCAAUUCCAUGUGGUAGACGAUGACUUUUGUGUUACUAAACGUACAUUAGUUGUAGAAACUAUCCUCUGAUGUAAUUAACUGUGUGACAUCACACUGUGUGCCGUGUCAUACAACACAACAAUCCCUUUCAGAACACCACUAUAUUAUAUUCAAAGAUUUUCAUAGAGUAUAUAGUUUUUCAAAUUUUAUUUAUUGACUCAACUUUUUAUCUUAUGCACAAAGAUUCAAUAUGAUAACAUGUUUUAAUCACAUCCUACUGUUGACCUACAUUUGAACCAAUUAUUAUUUUAAGUCUCGAUUAAUGAAUUUUCCUCUUCUACCAAAAGGUAAACACUAUCAAGUAGCGAAUGUCGCGAUUCAUAACUAAACUUCCUAAAAUCUAAGUAAUUUCUUUGAGAGGGGAAAAUCUUGUAGAAUAAACGUGAUUUCUUCAGUUACGUUUGAUACUUGUUUUGUAAAACCUUGCGUGAAUAAAACACCGUAUAGCUUGUUGUUUA